GCGAAAUUUCACCUUUGCCCUCUGACCUCCUUGCCGUCUGUCUCGAUCGUGGUGCCUGGUGUGUUGUGGUUAGGUUUUCCGAAGUUUCAUCCUAGGCUCCUGUUGUUUCGGUGAUCACCAGAGUAUGGUUCGUUACCUACUGCAAUUCCAGUACUUGGGAACACAUUUCAGAGGAGUUCCAAAAGUCACACCGGUGGAGAGGGCUGCAGGGUUCAGUGCAGUAGAAGAUGCGCUCAGUGAUGCCUUUUCUCACUUAAAGUUAGCAGAGCCUCCUAACAUCCACGUAUCUAGUCGGACAGACUCAGGGGUCCAUGCCUUGUGCAACACUGCCCAUGCUGACCUCAUCUACGGGGACGACAAGGAACCAUUUGACCCUGACUCAAUUGUGCAUGCAGUCAACCGCAGUAUUCUCCAUAUGGGCAGAACUGACAUCAGGCUAAUGAACUGUCGCCCAGUGUCUCCCACGUUCAGCUCACGGCACCAAGCACUGGGUAGAACAUACCUGUACAGAGUAGUGUCAGGCUGCUAUCACUCCAGGCUACCCAUUCCUGAGGUAAAUAGAAGCUGGGGCAUCAAAGAGAGAUUAGAUAUUGAGGCCAUGCAAGAGGCAGCAAAGCAUUUCCUAGGAACACAUGAUUUCACCACUUUCAGAAGUAAAACUCCAGAAACAUGGACCAAAGAUCCUGUAAAAACUAUGAAAGUGGUUGAAGUCAGGAGAGCGUCAUGUUUUUUAAAGGAACAUGAUCCUUUCUGCAGAGAUUUGGAGGUGCUGGAAUUAAUUUUUAAAAGCCGAUCUUUUCUAUACAGACAGGUCAGAAGAAUGACAGGCCUCCUAGUUGCCAUUGGAAGAGGAAAACUACAACCUGAAGAUGUUUGUACCCUGCUAGCUGUUAGAAAAAUAGCAGCUUACCCUAAAGCAGCACAAGUAGCACCUGCUCAUGGACUCUAUUUAUGCAAUGUUGAAUAUAACGAAAAAGAUCUUGUGUAUGACUGAUGAGAAGAAAUUCUGCAAACAAGACUUUCAAUGUUUCAAACAACAAUGACAACUACAAGCAAUGAGCUUUUAAAGUCAUCUCAGGACAUAUACAAAGAAAGGAACAACCAUGGCACAAUGGACACAAUUGUUGCAUUAAAAGUAUUUUAUGAGUUUUUCUGGACAUGGUUAUUCUUGUCAGUUAUAGCAUUUAUUUUACAAUGUAUCCUAAAAUGUAUAUACUUGUCACAUAUCAAUUAUGAUAUUUUUUAUAUGUUGAUGUUUUGACAUGGACAUAUACAAGGUUAUA
Branchiostoma floridae (Florida lancelet) is the source of this 1283-nucleotide messenger RNA. Its product is annotated as tRNA pseudouridine synthase-like 1. The record is from RefSeq and is a predicted model, not a curated record. Gene Ontology annotation, biological process: tRNA pseudouridine synthesis. The transcript is spliced from 8 exons. Gene Ontology annotation, molecular function: pseudouridine synthase activity; RNA binding. NCBI's taxonomy places the organism in Eukaryota, Metazoa, Chordata, Leptocardii, Amphioxiformes, Branchiostomatidae. The coding region runs from base 125 to 994 and encodes 289 amino acids.